Molecule: messenger RNA, 1829 nt
Organism: Chrysochloris asiatica (Cape golden mole)
Lineage: Eukaryota; Metazoa; Chordata; Mammalia; Afrosoricida; Chrysochloridae
Gene: INTS11
Product: cleavage and polyadenylation specific factor 3-like
Exons: 17
Coding region: 1-1803 (600 amino acids)
Biological process (GO): snRNA processing
Cellular component (GO): nucleus
Source: RefSeq, a predicted model, not a curated record
AUGCCGGAGAUCAGAGUUACCCCCCUGGGGGCUGGCCAGGAUGUGGGCCGCAGCUGUAUCCUGGUUUCCAUUGCGGGCAAAAACGUCAUGCUGGACUGCGGGAUGCACAUGGGCUUCAAUGAUGAUAGACGCUUCCCUGAUUUCUCCUACAUCACCCAGAAUGGCCGGCUGACUGACUUCCUUGACUGUGUGAUCAUCAGCCACUUCCACCUGGACCACUGCGGGGCGCUCCCCUACUUCAGCGAGAUGGUGGGCUACGAUGGGCCUAUCUACAUGACGCCCCCUACCCAGGCCAUCUGCCCCAUCCUGCUUGAGGACUACCGCAAGAUUGCUGUGGACAAGAAGGGCGAGGCCAACUUCUUUACCUCUCAGAUGAUCAAGGACUGCAUGAAGAAGGUGGUGGCUGUUCACCUGCACCAGACAGUUCAGGUGGAUGAUGAACUAGAAAUCAAGGCCUACUAUGCAGGCCACGUGCUGGGAGCAGCCAUGUUCCAGAUUAAAGUGGGCUCCGAGUCUGUGGUUUACACGGGUGAUUACAACAUGACCCCAGACCGACACUUGGGGGCCGCCUGGAUCGACAGGUGCCGCCCCAACCUGCUGAUCACAGAGUCCACAUACGCUACAACCAUCCGAGACUCCAAGCGCUGCCGUGAGAGGGACUUCCUCAAGAAGGUCCAUGAGACUGUGGAGCGUGGCGGGAAGGUGCUGAUCCCAGUCUUUGCACUGGGCCGUGCCCAGGAGCUCUGCAUCUUGCUGGAGACCUUCUGGGAGCGAAUGAACCUGAAGGCGCCCAUCUACUUCUCUACUGGCCUGACCGAGAAGGCCAACCACUACUACAAGCUCUUUAUCACCUGGACCAACCAGAAAAUCCGGAAAACCUUCGUCCAGAGGAACAUGUUUGAAUUCAAGCACAUCAAGGCCUUUGACCGAGCAUUUGCAGACAACCCUGGCCCAAUGGUGGUGUUUGCUACACCUGGGAUGCUGCACGCUGGCCAAUCCCUGCAGAUCUUCCGAAAGUGGGCAGGGAAUGAGAAGAACAUGGUCAUCAUGCCAGGCUAUUGUGUGCAGGGCACCGUGGGCCAUAAGAUCCUCAGUGGGCAGCGCAAGCUGGAGAUGGAGGGGCGGCAGGUGCUGGAAGUCAAGAUGCAGGUGGAGUACAUGUCAUUCAGUGCCCACGCUGAUGCCAAGGGCAUCAUGCAGCUCAUUGGGCAGGCAGAGCCCGAGCAUGUGCUUCUGGUGCAUGGUGAAGCCAAGAAGAUGGAGUUUCUGAAGCAGAAGAUUGAGCAGGAGUUCCGAGUGAAUUGCUACAUGCCGGCCAAUGGCGAGACAGUUACACUGCCUACAAGCCCCAGCAUCCCUGUAGGCAUCUCACUGGGGCUGCUGAAGCGGGAGAUGGCACAGGGGCUGCUCCCUGAUGCUAAGAAGCCCAGGCUGCUGCAGGGUACCCUGAUCAUGAAGGACAGCAACUUCCGGCUGGUGUCUUCAGAACAAGCCCUCAAAGAGCUGGGACUGGCGGAGCACCAGCUGCGUUUCACCUGUCGCGUGCACCUGCAUGAUGCCAGGAAGGAGCAGGAGACAGUGAUGCGUGUUUACAGCCACCUCAAGAGCAUCCUGAAGGACCACUGUGUACAGCAUUUGCCCGAUGGCUCAGUGACUGUGGAGUCCAUCCUGAUCCAGGCUGCCGCCCACUCGGAGGACCCAAGCACCAAGGUGCUGCUGGUCUCUUGGACCUAUCAGGACGAGGAGCUGGGGAGCUACCUCACGUCGCUGCUCAAGAAGGGCCUUCCCCAGGCUCCCAGCUGAGCCCCACCAGACCUGCCACCUUUGCC